GCAUUAGCUGCGUGUAGAAGAUUAGGCAGCACACAGAUUAGUCUAAGUGUCACUUCCUGCUCUUUGAUUCUUCAUCCUGCAGUCACCGAGGCAGCUUCUAAUGACUGUUUACUUUGUAGAGAUAAUGUGUAGAAUAUUGUUGGACAGAAAAAGGUCUUAGACUAAGUUCACAGAUCCUUUUGUGGGUUUUAUGUACAAAGUGACUGCAUCAGAGGACCGGCAUCAUGAGGUUUUUUCUUCUGCUGCUGCUGCUGUUGUUUGGGUCUUUGCAAAGAGCUGAUUCUCAGUCUCCUGGGUGGAUUGAAGAGGUGGAAGGUAGUGGUGAGACAGAAUGGAUGCCCCUGCCAGAUUUCAUAGAUGACAUCUAUUGGUCUGGGACAGCCCCCAUUUGUGUGGGAGGCUGUAAGGGGCGUCACCAGGAGCUGAGGAGAGAUUCAUGUGGAGACUCAGACUGCUGCUGGCUGGGAUACAAGUCCCUGUGCAGAGUGAACUGUGGGAAGCCAGAUGUGGACUAUAAUGGUAUGGUGUACGGUAAUGACUGGUGGGUGGGCUCUGUGGUCAGGUACACCUGUGGCUCUGGCUUUAUGCUGCUGGGAAACCCAACCAGAACUUGUCAGGCUAAUGGACUCUGGACCUCGAAACCUACCUGCCUCAGAAUGUGUCCACAGGGACGUAUUGAAAUCAGUGAGAGGGAACUUGGUGGGUCGUGCAACUCCACCUGCAAGAAUAAGAGCUACUUUGGCCCAGCUAAACAAGGCUGCUCUAAGAUAGACAACUGUGAGAAAAAGCAGACUGGCUGGAAGCGCUUCUUCUCACAGUGUGUCCCUUGUAUUUGUGACUGCGCUCUGUCAUGUGCAUCUGCAGGGUAAUAUGUGAAGGAAACAACAUAUUGACUCUUCAGCAGAUGAAGCAGAAAUACAGGCAGCUUGUUCACCACAGAGCCACACUAUGUUUUGCUGCUUCAUCCAACUGUGUGGACAUAUCAGCGGAGCAAAAUCUGUAUGUUUUAAGUCAUUAAUUUAAUCACUCUAGCAUAUUGAAGCCGACAAUGUCUGCUAGGUUUCUGUACGUAGGAUUUUACACAAUGACAAGAACAUUUCAGUGCCUCAGGUUGAAAUCCUCUUGAGCUAGAUAAGGAAAGCAAGGCUUUAAAUUUCAGUCAAUGCGAGAGAUGUGAGGUCGGAAUAGGGUCAGGAACAUAAAGUUAAUUCAGAUAAAACAGUCUGUGUCAGAUGUGAGUCAAGUAAUUAUUUGAAAAGCUUUAAAUAAGUGUAAGGUUUGCAAAGCAGUGCCAAAUUGACCUUGAGGGAUUAUUCAGAAGGCAGUAUUGACAUGGAUUCCAUACACCAGGACUGACUUAAAUACUUUCUGGCACAUGUUUUGUCCGUGAGACAAAAGAAGAAAUAGAGACAAAAACAAGGAGAGAGUGAAGUGAAACCACAGAGAUUAGCCGCUCAGCUUCAUCGCUCUUCCUCUUGAGUCCAUCUGUCCUGGAAGGAGAUGAAACCUUAAUCUCGUUAUGAAGGAGGGGCUUUGGAGUUUGAGACAGAGUUGUCUUGGAGAGUGGUGUUAACAUAAUCAGCUGAUUGUUUUUUUGUAGAUGGCAUAUUAUAGCUCAAAAGAUCUUCCUUUUUGUGAGUUUUAUUUUUUUUUAAAGAGAUGGAUUAAAGAAAAAUGAAGUUAUGUGUGGUGCAUUGGCAAACAAUAAAUAAGAGUGAAAAAAAAACAUACUACUGGCUCAUCUGACGUCAAAGCAUCAUUUCAGUUAUUAUCAUUGCAACCCAAAGUUCAU
Notolabrus celidotus (New Zealand spotty) is the source of this 1792-nucleotide messenger RNA. Its product is annotated as CUB and sushi domain-containing protein 2. The record is from RefSeq and is a predicted model, not a curated record. The transcript has 5 exons. The coding region runs from base 225 to 869 and encodes 214 amino acids. Lineage: Eukaryota; Metazoa; Chordata; Actinopteri; Labriformes; Labridae.